Molecule: messenger RNA, 1053 nt
Organism: Capsicum annuum
Lineage: Eukaryota; Viridiplantae; Streptophyta; Magnoliopsida; Solanales; Solanaceae
Exons: 3
Coding region: 1-1053 (350 amino acids)
Molecular function (GO): nucleic acid binding
Source: RefSeq, a predicted model, not a curated record
AUGGGAGAAGUAGAGAAGAGUUAUGAGGGAGAUUAUAGUGUUCAAGAACUCUUAACUGCUCUAGCAGUUCACCCUGACAAAUACCAGGACUACAAGUUGCAAUCAGGAGUGUUGAGGUACAAGGGUAAGGUUUACAUUGGCAAGACUACAACCUUAAGACAACAGUUAUUGCAGAUUAUGCACUCUUCUACAAUUGGAGGACACUCAGGACAACAAGGUACUCUCAAAAGGUUGCAACUGCAUUUCUUUUGGCCUUCUAUGAAGAGGGAUGUACAAGAAUUUGUAUCCAUCUGUGACAUAUGUCAACGGUGCAAGGAUGAAAAUGUUGCACAACCACCUCUAGUCAUUCCAACUCAAGCUUGGAGUGAUAUUAGCUUGGAUUUUAUUGAAGGGCUACCCAGGUCUCAAGCAUAUCAUCCGAAGCCCGAUGGGCAAACUGAAAGGCUUAACAGAUGCCUUGAAGGAUAUCUUAGAGCAAUGGUCAUGAGCAAUCCUAAACAGUGGGUAGCUUGGUUACAUUUGGCUGAGUGGUGGUAUAAUACAAACUAUCACACAGUUUUGCAUAGCAUCCCCUUUCACGCAUUAUAUGGAUAUGAUCCCCCUCAAAUACCCAUGGGACCUUACACUGACACACCCCUGCAAUUAGUGCAAGACUUGAUUCACCAAAGGGUGCAGUUUCAACAGGUGCUAAAGGAUCAUAUAGUUCAAGCUCAAGCUAGAAUGAAGUGGUAUACAGAUCAAAGAGAAAGUGAAAGGGAAUUACAAGAAGGGGAUUGGGUGUACUUGAAACUUCAGUCAUACAAACAAACUACAGUACCACUGAAGAGGCAUCUGAAGUUAAGUCCCAAGUAUUAUGGACCCUAUAAGAAAAGGAUUGGUCCUGCUAUUAUACCCCAGCAGCAACUACACUUAGUGGGUACUGAUGGGAAAAUACUGGUUAGGCCUAUGGCUAUUUUACAAAGAAAAAUGGUGAAGGAAAAUAAUGUUGUGGCAGUUAAGGUGUUGAUACAGUGGGAAAAUUUAUCCCCUCAGGAGGCUACAUGGGAAGAUUAG